AUGGGAAAAAGGCAAAAAAUUAGAACGGGUGCUGGUGAUCUUGUCACAACUCCUGGACCUCUUCAUAAACAAAUUGAAAGGUCAAAACUAGCCAAGCCGAAAUUCAAGCCUUUAAAACGUUCAAGAGAAGAACAAAAAGAUGAAAUUGAACUUGUCGAUCCAUCUUUAAAAGGCAAAAUUAUUAUUAAAGCAAACAAAAAAUUGGAAAAAGAUGUUGUGUUCAAUGAGGAUGGAGAAUCUGAUAAUUCUGAAGAAAUUGAGGAAGAAGAAGACGAUAAUGAUGAAAAAUUGGAUGUUGAUCAAUUAGUCUCAAAGCAUUUGGAAGAUUUAGAUGAAUUAAAAUUGGAUGAUGGUGUUGAAAAUGCUAGGAAGAAAAAACGAAAUUUUGAUAAAAAUAACAAAGAAAGUGCUAUAAAUAAGGCUGAGUUUGCCGAUAUCGACCCAAAAAUUGUUGAUCUUUUUAUAGAAAUUGGUCAAGUUUUAAAGAAAUACAGAAGUGGACGUAUUCCCAAAGCUUUUAAAAUUAUUCCAACUUUGGUUGAUUGGGAGAAAAUUAUUGAAUUAACUCGCCCAGAUGAUUGGUCGGCAGCUGCAAUGUUUUAUAAUCUAAUUUUAUUGCCACGUAUUCGAGAUGAUAUUGACGGAUUGAAGAAAUUACAUUUCCAUAUGUACCAGUGCUUAUUUAAAGCAUUGUUCAAACCAGCUGCAUUUUUUAAAGGAAUCCUUUUGCCGCUUUGCAAAUCGAAUAAUUUUUCUCUUCGAGAAGCUGUUGUCCUCGCUUCGAUGCUUCGAAAAGCCUCCAUCCCUCAAUUACACGCAGCCGCAGCAUUGUUGAGUAUUUCUUCUUUGGAAUAUACUUCUUCAAGGGCUUAUAUUCUUCAAGCAUUGAUAGAAAAGAAUUAUGCACUGCCUUUACGAGUUUUGGAGGGAAUUGUUUCUCAUUUUCUUAGAAUGAAAAAUAAUAAAGAAAUAAAUUUAACAGUCAGUUGGCAUUCUUGUCUUAUUUCUUUUGUUCAACAUUAUUCUAAUACUUUAAAUAAUGAACAAAGAAAUGAACUUAUUGGACUUGUAAAGAUUCAUUCUCAUCACAAAAUUACUCCAGAAAUAUUAAAAAUAUUGCGAAAUAAUGAAUCAGAAAGUGGAGAAAAGAAAAUUGUUCCUGACUUUGGAGAAGAUGAAUUGGAAGAUGAAAUGGAUAUUUAA
Meloidogyne enterolobii is the source of this 1203-nucleotide messenger RNA. Lineage: Eukaryota; Metazoa; Nematoda; Chromadorea; Rhabditida; Meloidogynidae. The record is from the annotation of a GenBank genome assembly.